Diaporthe amygdali is the source of this 2196-nucleotide messenger RNA. Its product is annotated as oligopeptide transporter protein. Gene Ontology annotation, molecular function: oligopeptide transmembrane transporter activity. Lineage: Eukaryota; Fungi; Ascomycota; Sordariomycetes; Diaporthales; Diaporthaceae. The record is from RefSeq and is a predicted model, not a curated record. The coding region runs from base 1 to 2196 and encodes 731 amino acids. The transcript has 8 exons. Gene Ontology annotation, biological process: transmembrane transport.
AUGGCGCAGGAUCGCUCGUCCUCUCCCAGCGAGACGCAGUCAGCCGUGGUGGAAGAAAAUGGGAUCGACGAGCUCAGGAAGAAUUACAGCUACACAUCAUCCGUAGAGAUAACGCGGGAGAAGACCAUCACGUCAACUCGCAAUGAUGUCGAGCGCGUGGGAUCGGAGCCUUUGGUGGCUAACAUGGAAGAGAUGGCACUGAAAGCACUUCAUAUCGACGACGACCCCAUGCUGAAUCCAUGGACUUUCAGAGUCUUCUUUCUCGAGAGUGUGUCGGUGUCAAUCAUUUUUCUGACAGUCAUCUCUUAUGUGGGAGGAGUCGCGCUCGAGACCAUCAUUCCCCAGAAGGGAUUUGUUGGCAGAUGGUUCAACCCCCAUGCUUUCAACUCCAAAGAGCACCUUGCUAUCGUGAUAAUGUCGAGCAGCGCAAGCGGGGCUGCAUACGCGACAGAAGUUCUAUCAGCCCAAAAGCUGUACUAUAACGUCGUCCCGGGCCCCGUUGUCGCGAUCCUCCUGCUAUUUUCAUCUCAGCUACUCGGAUACGGCAUGGCUGGGGUCCUCCGCAAAAGCUUGGUCUAUCCCACGAGAAUGCUCUGGCCUUCUGUACUACCUCUGAGCACGUUGAUCGAAACACUCCACCGAGAAAGGGCCGAGAUGAAGAAGAAAUUCAACUUCUUCUGGAUCAUUUUCGGCAUCGUGGCUAUUUGGGAACUAUUCCCUCAAUACGUCAUGCCCCUCCUUGUUGGGGUGUCUGUUUUCUGCCUUGCGCAACGAAACAGCCUUCUCAUCACGAAUGUCUUCGGAGGCUCCGCCGGCAACGAGGGUCUGGGACUACUGUCACUCUGCUUUGACUGGCAAUUUGUCACUACAUCAUGCUUCUAUCUUCCUCUCCAGACUCUAACCAACGGCUUCAUUGGAUAUCUGGGCUGCAUCGGCCUUUUCCUCGGAAUGUACUACGGUAAUGUCUGGGAUGCAUUGAAGUUCCCUUUCCUGUCUCAACAGCUAUUCUCGACCAACUCGUCCUCGACCCUCUUUGAGAUUUACAAUCAGUCUGCGAUCCUUGACUCAAAUUUCGAGCUGGACAGGAAUGCACUAGAAGCUCAGGGCUUACCUUUCUUUUCCGCUACAAAUGGUGCCUAUCUUCUGACAACAAACUUGGGCAUCACUGCAACUAUAACUCACAUCCUGCUCUGGAACCGUGAUGCUGUCCGGAGCGCCUUUGAUUUCGAUUUCAAAUCUACAUUGACAUACGUCAAAAAUCCCAGCCUCCUGUGGAAAAGAAAGUCCGCACCGGUAUCUGAAGCCGAGCUUGAUCCUCACUACCGGCUGAUGCUCGCGUAUAAAGAAGUCCCUGCGUGGUGGUACCUACUCAUUCUGCUCGCGUCCACGAUCACAGGCAUCGCCUGUAUAUACGUCCUCGGGUCAACACUCCCAUGGUGGGGCUUCAUUAUCGCUAUUACUCUCUCGUUCCUCGGAACACUAUUUUUCGGCGCGAUGUCGGGACUUCUCGGAUUCCAGGCGCAGGCCCUCGGACUAGUGGGCAGUCUGAAACUAGGACAGUAUGGAAAGUUGAGCCCGCGGUGUACCUUCGCUAUGCAAAUUAUCGGCACGCUGUUUGGUGCUAUUAUCAACUAUAUCCUCAUGACCGCCAUCACAACAAACCAGAGGGAUAUUCUUCUGAGUAUACAAGGGACAAACAUCUGGUCCGGCCAAGUAAUACAGUCUUUCAACUCAAAUGCUAUCGCAUUCGGGGCUUUGUCUGAAUUCAUGUUCUCAAUUGGUCGAACCUACACAUGGAUUGUCCUCGCACUUCCCCUCGGCUUCCUCUUUCCACUGCCAUUCUACUUUUUGCAUCGUCGCUUUCCAACUUUUGGUUUUGAUUAUUUCGUCACACCGGUCUUGUUGUGGUAUCUCGGCUACUUGUCCGUCGGUAUCAACUCGUCAGUUGGUAUCUACUUUGCCAUUGGCUUCUUCGUUCAGUUCUGGGUCCGGAAGAAGCAUCCCGAAUGGUUCAUCAAGUACAAUUACUUGUUAGCUGCGGCGAUCAGCGGCGGCACCGAACUUCUCGUCUUCGUAACCACUUUCGCGGUCCAGGGCGCCAGCGGCAAAGCCGUCGAGUUCCCUCCUUACUGGGGAAAUAAUUUCCAAUCGGGCAAUCCCGAUUACUGUGCCCAGAACCCAGCUUUGGGUUCAUGA